Petromyzon marinus (sea lamprey) is the source of this 3767-nucleotide messenger RNA. RefSeq names its product transmembrane protein 98 (gene TMEM98). NCBI's taxonomy places the organism in Eukaryota, Metazoa, Chordata, Hyperoartia, Petromyzontiformes, Petromyzontidae. Gene Ontology annotation, cellular component: endoplasmic reticulum. The record is from RefSeq and is a predicted model, not a curated record.
CACGGGGAGAGGAGAGGGAGGAACAGAAGGCGAGAGGGAACGAGGUUGAGGUGGCAGCGAGAGACACGGGGAGAAGGAGAGAGGAACAGAAGGCGAGAGGGGACGAGGUUGAGGUGGCGGCGAGAGACACGGGGAGAGGAGAGGAACAGAAGGCGAGAGGGAACGAGGUUGAGGUGGUGGCGGGAGAAGACGACAGGGAGAAGUAGAAAGGAAGACGAGGAGGUGGAGGCGUGCGGGAGAGGAGGUAGGACGCGUGACGGGAGAGGAGGAGGAGAGGAGACGACCCGAGACCACAGGAUUAAGGAAGACAAAGGCGUGAAGACACCGGGAGUGAGAGAGGCGUUCGCGGUAAGAGCGAGAGGACCGACAGGGAGGAGGCGGGGGCUGUGCCCCCUCCCCCGCCCCCCAUACGGGUCGACGAGCUGGGGGUGGUGGUGGGCACGCGGCGCGAUGGAAACGGUGGUGGUGAUCGCCAUCAGCGUGCUGGCCCUCGUGUUUCUCUCGUCGCUCGGGGCCCUCGUGCUGCUCUGCCGCCACCGCUACUGCCGCGCCGACCACAUCCUCACGGAGCGCGACUCGCGGCCGACCCUUGACCUGAUCGACGCCAUGGAGACGCAGAGCAACCCCUCCGAGCUGGAGCUGGAGGGCGUCGUCAUCACCAACCCCAACAUCGAGUCCUUCCUGGAGGACGUGGCCUGGAUCGAGGACGCCUCGGGACUGAUUCCACACUGCAUCGAGAUCCUGAAGACGUGCCACACGCUGACGGAGAAGCUCGUCGCCAUGACGAUGGGCUCGGGGCUGAAGGUGAAAUCGUCCAAGAGCCUCAGUGACAUCAUCACCGUGGCGAAGCGCAUCGGCCCCCGGGUGGAUGACGCUGUUCGCUGCAUGUACAACCCCAUGGAGCCCAAACUGCUGGAGGCACGGCUGACGGCGCUGCUGCUGUCCGUGUCGCACCUGGUGCUGGUGACGCGCAGUGCGUGUCUGCUGAGCGGCGCAGGCCAGGGCCUCGACUGGGUGGACCGCUCGCUGUCGACGGCGGAGGCGCACAUGGCGGUGCUGCGCGAGGCGGCUGAGGCCUCGGAGAUGGAGCCUUUGUCGGCGCCGCCGGCGUUCGUGCUGGCACCCACGCCGGCCUCGCCGGGCGACGUGUGCACCCACCCCAGCGCGCAGUCGCACCUGUGAGCCGUCGACCGACCGAUCUCGUCUGACCGACCGACUGACGGGAGGGCGGUAGACGGGUGUGCGUGAGAUUGUUGUCAUCGUCAUCAUCAGCAGCAGCAGCAGCAGGAUUGAUAGCAGCAAAAUAGACCUCGUCAUCAUCUUCAACAGCAGGAGCAGCAGCAUCGGCAUCAUCAUCAGGGGCAGAAUCAUUGGUAUCAGCGGUAUUGCAGUAAGCAGCAUCAUUCACAACAUUAGCAGCACAAUACGGUUCUUCUCAGUGUUGUCAUCAUUAUUAUCGUCGUCAAAAUCAGUCACCAUCGACAUCAACUUUAUCAGCAGCAGUAGUAUCAUCAUCGUCUUCUCCUUCUUUCUCAUUAACAGCAGCAGCAGCAUUUUCCUCCGUGAUGUCACUUUUCAAAUCUCCGUUCACAGAGAACCACAGAGUGCCCCUACAUAGUUCUAGUGCCAAACAAUCACUGGGCCCACGCGGGCAGCAGGUGAACUUUGGUGUGGAUUAAGACACACUCGCACCUUUACCAGCGAGACCGGCAAGCGCGGCUCACUCCCGGCAUUCAACUGCUUCCUCCCCCACAACUCAAUACACGGCGACUUUCUUAGUCGUCCACGAUGGACGGUAUCGUUAAAGCUACCAACAACGUCUUGGUCUUUGCCUGGACAGUUUUAUUAAGGCUGUGCUCCCACUGAAACAUUUUACUUUUGUUCUUGUCUCCAGUUAAAAAUUCCGUGAACUCACGCUCGGCUCAUGAUACGGGCAAAAGGUGUGGAGCGACCUCAGUAGGCUGGGCCUAUAAGCGGUGGGCGGGACCAACGUGAUCGAGAGACUUUAAGGUGGCCGCUCGCCGUGAGCGGUGCUAGUGGCCGAGUGGGCGUGGUGAUUGGGAAGUGGGCGGGGCCAGCUCUCACCAUAUGUGUCCCCCGUUUUGAGUCGCCGACAAAUGUGGUGGAAGCGGUUAAAGCACUGAGCCGUGAUCAUUGAAGCCGAUGUGGAAUCGCUUGAAAGCUUGCACAAAAGACGUGCAUAGGACAUUCUCACUCAAGCGCUCUUUUCACGGUUUGCAUUUAUUGGAUUCGAACAGGAAGGGUAAAAGCUGCUGUUUUAAGUAUAACUUUAUCUGGCUUAUACCCCCGCAUGGAUGUCACACUAAGAAUAAGGAUGUUUUCUUUGCGAAACAGCUGUGUGCCGAGGCUUUAUCUCUGUAGCGUACGCGCACGUACCGCGUAAGUGUGUGGCGAUUCAUCGAUCAACAUCGACGCCUACUUACGACGCGAGCAUCGAAUGACGCGUGGCGAAGAAAAACCGCACGCUUUUAGACACAUUCAAAUCAGACGCCGAUGUCACGUUCACUCGAAGGGAGCAAACACAACUGCACAAAUGGAAAACGACCAAAACGGUACGAACGGGGUUUUCGACAAAAUGAGAAAAUACAUGGCCGUCCUUCAGAAACUCGGUUAAAUUCCCGAGGAUCCUGCCAGCCUCCUGGGGGCGAAACAUCGGACAUCGUGCCGACACGACGCGCGGCAUGAAACUCAAAACCCAUGGGGGUGAGCCGUGCAGCACAAACAGAGAAAACCCGACAUCGGUACGCGACGAAAAAUAACAUAUUGUUGAAUUGUAUCGCGGGCCGUGAAAACGCGAAGGCUCCACGCAAUCGUCCCCCGCCCCCUUAGUGUUGCGUAAAGUGACGUGUGCUGAGCAGGUGACAUCGGCCAACGAUUAUUGGCUCGGGUGAUGUUGGCUGCCUGGGGGGAAUGCACGAGCGCCCCAAGGCGUUUAUCUGCUUUUUUUUUCUUUACAAUAUAUAAAAAAACGUGCUCUGGCCGGGAGGAAUCGUAAAAGCGUUAACCAUUAACCUGGGGCCGCGUCUGAACGAGAGGACAUGGCGACAGGGUUUACAGACACCGGCGGUUAGGUGCAGCUCAGGCUGGCGAGAGGGCCCUUCACUCCUCUUAUCAAUUAAGCCACUGGGACGCCUGUGACAACUCGGCUCGUAUUGGGUCUCCGCCUACUUCGAUGAGUAGAUUGAGCACAGUCGCAUGUUUAUCUGGAGAUCGUCGAGCUAGGUGAAAGCUUGGCAAUAGGUGGGGGUGGCUGUACGUACGUUGAACUUCUUUCGCAACGUACGGAGCCAACCGUGCUAAUCGGAGGUGUGGAGGAAGGACAACACAACUAAACGCAAUAAACAGUUCUAAAGAUAUGAGUUUUCAAAAAAUAUUUCAAAGGGCUUCCUAAUAUCGGAAGGAAGAGCGUUCCAGACGGCCGCAGAGGCGCAUCUGAAAGCGCGCGACGCAGUGACCGUCUUUGUUGGAUGGCCAGCCAGAAGCCGCUGUGAGCAUGACGGGAGUUCGCGUGGUCGUUUAGGCUGGGCGCCUCAGGGGUCAGAGCACUGAGCCGGUACCAGUGAGGUCGCAAAUCCUGCUCUGUUGCCCCCCACAGUCUAGAACCCCUUUCCCCCCCCCCACCCCCCUACAAUCCGUACUGUCGACUACCUGCUCCUUUUCAAGUCCAAACUCAGUCACUUUUUUCCCCGCGACCUGUGACUUGGCUGCCUCGUUCCGUCCAUGAAAUAAAUACGCCUACCCGUUUC